AUGGCUGACGAUGACAGUGAUGCUGGUGCUGGUGCCACUUUAUCUGAACUGGAGGACCUCGAGCAGUCCAUGGGCGUCACUCCACACGAUCAUGGCCAGGGGCCACUUGUUGUCAGAGCGCCACGGGGGCCACCACCACCGCAGCCGCUGCACCCUCCAUCCACAGCCAUCUCUGGGAGGUCUUCUGCGGCAGCAGGCCGGUCCGACACACCGGCCGAUGGGGCCAGCGACAGCGACUCCAAUCCUGCCCGCCGAUGGCCGGCAUUGGAAGUGCGCGAGAACAACCAAAGGUUCAUGGUGCGAGUGCAGGGGCCACCCUUGCCGGACGGAAGGUUCGAAAGGUCUCCCAGCAGCUCUCCGGUUGGACUUUCCAGCUCUACCUCCUGUGAAGCUGCCUCGCCAGCUUCACUUAACUCACUUACAUGGUCGGAGACAAGCCUCGUGCUGGAGGGACCGAGCUUGGAGGAAUCCAGGGGGGUGCUUUGCGGCCAAUUUCGGUUGGAAUUAUGUGCUACCUGCCCGAACAUCUCGAGCAGGUCCCAAGGGGCCAGGGUCGGGGCCCUCAGAAGGAAACUCCAGGGUGCCUCCUGGCAAGUGGUUCAGCGGCUGGCCCACCAGUAUCUUACAGAAUCUCGCCGGCAAUACUGGGCCAACUGGGAGUACCAGGCUACCCACGAGAGACGCCCCAGGUCUGUUCCGGACGAUGGCCUCUGCGCAGCCGACGGCCAGGGCCGCGACGCAAAAUGCCUGGCACGUGCAGGCGGGACCUGGCGCUCCGCCGGGGAAGCAUUGCAGCAGAGCGCUGAGCAUGCCACUCACCCAAGCUGUCAAAUCCGCGACGGGCACGCCAACGAGCAGGUGCACAACAAGUACCAGGUUUGCGUUGUGCAAGAAACGCACUGGUCGGCCAGCUCAGAGUACUACUCAGGGAAGUGGCUGUGUAUACACAGCGCGCCGGCCCCUGCUGAUGCCGCCACAGACAGGUAUGCUGGGCUGCUCGUCAUGUUGUCACGUGCCCACUUCCAGGACCCAGCUGUGCAUGAGGUGAUCGGGGGUCGCGUGGUGCAUGUCCGUGCCAAGCCUAAGCAUUCGGAUGUUAGCCUGGAUAUAGUUGCUACUUACCAGCACGUGUGGCGCAGUCACUUAUCCACACAGGAAAACACCAAGCUUAGAGAUUCGGUUUGGGAUGCCCUUGAUGUCACCCUUGGCUCCUUGCCCUCUCGGAACAUCCUCUUUGCGUGUGGGGAUUACAAUACUAACUUGCGACCACAACACCCUCAUGUAGGCAAUGCCGUGGGACCAGCCACUAGUGCUAGCACCACUGACUCUCGUCUGCCCGCGCUCUUAGCCAGUCACGACUUAUGCGCAUUGAACAGCUGGCACGCGCAACCGCCACACACUCACUACAGUCACCAGGGCUACUCACAAAUCGAUUAUGUCCUGACCCGUAGGAACGUGGCCACGGGGACGAGCCGUCAGGCUCGUCCCUUGCAUCACUUUCCUGUCGCAGGGCGGCGCCUUGCUGGCCACCUGCCUGUCGAGGCUCAGCUACCAAUGCUGCCGGUGCACUGGCGGCCAGGCCGUCCUCAGACCACCAGCCCGCCCAUCGACAGAGCCCGUCUGCUUGAGGCCGCUACCAGUUGCAAUGCGGACGCGGCAGCCCUCCAAACCCUGGUCGCUGAAAAGCUGCAGGACCUCCCCAUCCAUGACCCCCACGCCUUGCAUACCCGUGUCAAUCACAUACUCCAGCAAUGUGUGCGGCAGGUCUUCCCUCCACCUCCGAUUGCCGACAGCCGUGUCAGCGCGCAGGCGCCGUUCCGUGCCUCAGCCAGACAAACCUGGCGCUUGUAUGCUCUGCUGCGCAGGCCGCGUGUCGCCACCAUUGCCGCCAUGCUUCACAAGUGGAAGCUCUACUUGGCAUUUGCUCGGGCCUCCAGGGCCCUCCGCCAGCAAUGUAAGGACAUCAAGUGGACUGCUUUUUCUACCAAGCUGCUGCAGGCCGAAGAGGCAGCCCAACGGGGCGACCAGCGUACCCUAUUUCAAAUCGUCCGCUCCUUGACACCCUCACCUGGGCGGGUCUUCUCGCGUCUCCGUGAUGACGAGGGGCAGCUCCUCAGCAAGAAUGCCGAAGUCCAGGCCUUGGUAGCCCAGGGUAAAACCACCUAUGCGCAACAUAGUGACCGUCCCCUAGGCAACUCACUCACUGAGUCCUUGCCCAUCACAGAUGCCGAAAUCACUGUGCAACUGGAGGCUACAAAAGCGGCCAAAGCUGUCCCCAGCCAUCUGGCGCCAGCCGCGGCCUGGAAACUCUGUGCUUCCUUGCUUGGCCCUGUCUUCGGUGCUUCCUUCCGCCAACACUUCGUGCAAGGCUCACCUGGACAUCUUCGGGGAGACCUCACUGACGCUCAGAUGGUCAUGUUGCCUAAGGUGGGGAAAUCUCCGCACGUCUUGGGAAAUCUCAGGCCUAUUGGACUCAUGGGGCCGCCCUCAAAGGCCCUCGCGGGGGCCCUGCGUGAUCGUAUGCUUGAGCAGCUCGGCCAACUUGUUACCCAACGUCCGCAGUUUGCCUACACGGCGGGACGUGGCACGCUGAAUGCCCUCCUUCGCAUCCACAUGCAUGUGGCGGAGGCCACCAAGCUGUUUCGCUCGCAGCAUAUUUCCAGAUUUGGGAUGCACGCGGGCAGGCGACCGCUGGCCCUUGCAGGAGCCCUCAGCCUGUCUCUUGACCUAAGUCGUGCCUUUGACCUGGCCGAUCGCUGCAGCAUAUACAGUACGUUGGAGAAGUAUCAGGUUCCCCAUGCUGUGGUCGAAGUGGUACAACGCCUCCACACGGGUGCGAGAUUUGUCUACCAGGCCGGGAAUCACACUGCAGCCUUUGUGCCCACCAACGGGUUGAAGCAGGGUUGUAAAGUAGCCCCAUGCCUGUGGGUAUGGUAUACCAUUGCCCUGUUUGAUACCCUCGAAGAACGACUCUCCGAAACUUGGGUGAGACACACACCCACCAUGUUUGCUGAUGACUGCUGGGCGCACUGGCUCAUAAAAUCCUCUGACGAUCUUCAGCGUGCCCUCCGUGAGUUGCAAAUCCUGCUGUGCACUCUCGAAGAUUACAAAAUGCGCAUCAACUUCUCGAAAACAGCGAUCUUGCUCAAACUUGUUGGCAAGCAGGCACAAACUGCACUCCGAGCGCACACCCGACUGAAGCAGGGGCUCCCUCAUCUCGUUGUGCUGGUGAAUGGCCGUACUCAGCUCAUUCCCAUUAAAACCGAGCAUGAGUACUUGGGGUCGAAGGUCAGUUACCACCAUGUGGCGGACCGGAAUCUCGAGCAUCGCUUACAGGCGGGCCAGCUCCGCUACCACUCCAUUCAAAAGUCUCUCACAGGUCGGCAUGCCAUCACGCAAGCUCAUCGAAUCCGGCUCUGGGCUGCUUGUGUCUUCACCAGCACCAUAUACUCACUCGCUGCAGUAGGCCUAACCACACAGGGGCUGCAGAAAUGGGAGACGCGCACCCUUAAGCACUUGCGGGCCAUCAUGCGGAAACCCGCACACCUCACGCGAGUCACCAAUGAAACCAUUUGGCAGCAGGCGGGGCUGCGCAAACCAGGGGAGCAGCUCCUGGACCAACUCCAGCAGGCCCGGGCCAAACUUGAGUUGCGCGCACGGGUUGCACCGGACAUUACCACUGAAGCAGGGGUACUGGACUAUCUGCGACAGCACGAGACGCACCUGCGUCUCCUGAUACAGCGUGCGCAGGACCAUCCGCCGGCACCCAUCCCUGUUCAGCAGUAUGUCUGCCAGCAUUGCGAGGCCGUCUUCUUGACGGAGCACGCGCUCCAUAUCCACUGCGGCAUCAAGCAUCCGGCUCCGGCCAGCGAGGCGGGCAGACCUGAGCCGAAACAUCUGUUUGAUCCUGCCCAGCAUUCGGUCGGUGGCCUGCCUCACUGCAGGGCUUGUGGUCGCAAAUUCACGAAAUGGCAGUAUCUCAAACAUCACAUUGAGGUGGGAGCCUGUGAAGCUGUAGGGGGGGCCUCCUUCGUGCACAAACCAACAGCUGAGGUGGAGUUGAGAGCGGAGCUCCAACCGCCGACUCAGCCGCCGCCGACACAUCAAGAAUCGCCGGUGCAAAAUCUACCCUUAGUUCAGCGGCCUUUCUUUCAAGCCUCGUGGGCGCGUUGGGAAAGCUUGCUCUCCAACACUGCCAUCCGCCAGGAACUCCAGGCUCAUUGUGUCUUGUGCCACUUCUGGGUAGCUGACUACCAGCACAUCAAACAGCAUCAGCGUAGGGCUCACUGGGACAUCGUGCAUCCUCUUCAGAUGCCGAGCGACUCUAUCAUGAGUCCGGACGGGCAGGGAAUCAACCCGGAGGCGGACAUCUUCCGGUACGUGAACUUCCAGAACAGCACAUCGCAACGCGGACAGGGGAGCGACACCUCGGAGGGCCAGCCUACCAAGCGACCACGCCCGGAGCAGCCUGCCACCAGACAGCGCCGUCACCAAAAGCAACCGGGGCGACCUUUUGGGGCCAGCGCCCUCGGGCCACAUCAAGACACCAUCAAGACCCUCACCAAGGUCAUCAUCCGCCAGGAGGACCAGCUUGCGGAGCUACGUGGAGACAAAGGCUUUUGUCUUUUCCUUCGCGAGGACCCGGAGGUGAGCAUUCUGCCGGCCCUCAUCCAGAUAUCCAAGGAUUGGCACACUCGCCAGGAUGCUCGAGACGCGACACUCAAGUCCCCGCUGAGGACGCUGUUGAUGGCUUGCCUCAUCCGCCGAUUGCGGGAACUCAUGGUGCUCAUGACCUCCACACCGGAGUCGGUCAAGAAGCUCCAGGCAGCGGACUGGAUGAAUCAGGCCGAAGAGUGGACAUACUUCAAGUGGAGUCAUCAGGAGAAAAGGCUGGUCAGGGACACGGACAAGGAGGCGAUCGCACAGCCGGCGCUUCUGGAGAAGAUAGACUACUUGCUCGCAAAUCUCCGGGGCGACGUGGUUCAGAAGUUCACAUCCCGCCCACGCCUCAACGAGGUGGGGGAUGCCAAUGCCACAACGGCGCUCUUCUUCCUCUCCAUCUCCCUGCGAGGACCGGUGGCGCAGCAAGUGCACGAGCAUCUGGUGCAGUUGAUUGGGGUCUCGGCGCUGAUGCUGAUCGGGGCCUCCCUCAAGCGGGAAAUACCGAGACGAGCAGCAAUCGUGCAGCAGCUGGCGGAGGCAGUCUUCCAUUGUCGCUUCAUCAGGGGUGUCAACAUGGAGCAGCCGUGCAGUCUCACCCUCGGGUGA
Symbiodinium necroappetens is the source of this 5268-nucleotide messenger RNA. The record is from the annotation of a GenBank genome assembly. Lineage: Eukaryota; Dinophyceae; Suessiales; Symbiodiniaceae.